UUGACCCCGCCCCAAUCAGUGGGCUCACCUGUCUUUAUUAAUGGCUGUUCUGGCUGCACGACUCUGCUCUAGGCCUCCGUCGACACCCGUGGAUAAGUAGCUGCAGCGGCCGUGCAUGAGACCUCUGUCUUCGGCUGUGACCAUGGCCAGGACUGGGUUCUGCGACACCAAGCCUCUGCUGGACUUACACAAGAAGGUUUGCUCGGCGGAUGAAAGGCGAGCCCCACUAAGAACCUGGGCUAAUGCCUCUGGGCCUAUAGAUCGCUGGCUGCCUGUAGAAGCAGACGAGUCCAGGAUGAACUUGCUUAAAAUGGAACCAGAACGCAGAUGGGAAAGGAGGCUGUCCUUGCAAACCAGUGAUGGCAUCAUCAUGGGGUUUCAUGAGGACAGUAGGGCAUGGUCACCUGGUAAAUUAAUUGCAGAAGGGUGUGUAGAAGAUCCUGUGCUGCUUUAUCCUUGUGGCCUGCAGGGUCUUCCUAGCCUACAAGUGCUGGUUCCUAGUUUGUUGCACCAUGAAAUAGAGAAGGCAUUAGAGAAAUUAGAUGUCAUAUGGGACCGGACAUAUGCCUGGGAGAUGUUUCUAGACAUGAUGCGAACCCAAACACAGAACUCUCUUCCCAGUGCUGACCUCCCCAGGUAUUUUACUAAUGCCACUCGAGGUAUUCUGGUGGAUUGGCUCAUUCAGGUUCAUGAAAUUAUGCACUUUCAAGAUGAGACCCUUUAUCUGGCUAUACACCUCCUCAACCGCUCACUGCGACUAAUCAAGGUGACCACAGCCAAUCUGCAGCUCCUUGGCAUGGUUUGUCUCUUCAUUGCUGCCAAGAAAGAAGAGUGUCUUCUCCCUGAGGUGUCUGGACUCUGCUCCCUGAUGGAUCACACCUAUACUAAGCAUCAGUUUCUGCGAAUGGAACGCAAAGUCCUCUCCGGCCUCAAGUUUGAGCUAUCCUAUUCUCAACCUCUUCAUUUCCUGCUUAUUUUUGCCUCCGUUGCUCACUGCAGUGCCAUGGUGGUGUGGAUGGCUCGUUAUCUGCUGGAGCUGUCGCUCCUGGAGGGCCAGUGUGUGGUGUUUCUGCCCGCUCAGCUCGCUGGAGCCGCACUCUGUUUGGCCCGCCAAGUUGUGCAGGAGCCUACAACACCAGAGGGAGAGGCUGCCUGGUGUUUAGUCUCCAGCAUUCAUGUUGGCAGUGAAGCUACUCUUAUGAAGAUCAUGCAUAUUCUAGCCAGUGCUGCUGCCAAGGCUCAGACCUGUGCUACUUUUCUUAAAUUUUCAUCUCCAGAAACCAUGCAUGUCAGUAGACACCCAGGACUGAAAAAUGCCUCCAGUCUACUGGGUGUAUGCAGUUGACAUACCUGAUUUGAAACAACUUGAUUACAUUGUUGAGCUUCAAAGGUGCUAAACUUGUACAAACUAGUUUAAACUAGUUAUACUACACUAGUAUAACUCAAGAAUGUCAUUCCUUUGACAAAAAACUUCCAACCAAAGCAGUAUCAUCUUGACUAUGGAUCAUGAAGUGUUGACAUGUAAUUGGGUAAAGAAACAAGUAAGAUUUGUUGCCAGACAUAUGUACUGACCAACUUUGCAGCACACCUGUUUUAUGAACUUAUCUUGUAGCUGAUUUAAGAAAUAUAUAUUUAAACUGUAUUGAUGUGUCCUUGUCUUGCCAUUUUGUGGAGAGGAUGUCUGAAUGCCAAGUUAUUUGAGAAAGUUUUAAUGUAAAAAAAUAAAGUGUCUGUUGCUGAGUAUUGACA
Messenger RNA from Maylandia zebra (zebra mbuna), 1749 nucleotides. It is a transcript of the gene ccnp, whose product is annotated as cyclin P. NCBI's taxonomy places the organism in Eukaryota, Metazoa, Chordata, Actinopteri, Cichliformes, Cichlidae. The record is from RefSeq and is a predicted model, not a curated record.